This is a messenger RNA of Hipposideros armiger (great roundleaf bat), 481 nucleotides long. RefSeq names its product family with sequence similarity 240 member A (gene FAM240A). The record is from RefSeq and is a predicted model, not a curated record. NCBI's taxonomy places the organism in Eukaryota, Metazoa, Chordata, Mammalia, Chiroptera, Hipposideridae. Bases 106 to 381 code for a protein of 91 amino acids. The transcript is spliced from 3 exons.
CUUCAAACCCCUCUCCCCUUCUACCGUCUCUGCUGCCCAGUCACUCUCUGAGAGGGAGCUGUGGUCGGACCUUCAUGCUGGGUUCCAGACCCGUGUGUCCAGGGGAUGAACAAUCAGUACGUCCGCCGGGAGGUUUUCUGCGGGAACACCUGUCACGAGCUCAAACGCUUCUGGGAAAGAGAAAUUGGCAAACAGACUUACUACCGAGAAUCGGAGGAAUACCGCCUUGGGAGAAGUGCGCUGAGAAAGCUCAGAGAAGAAUGGAGGCAGAGACUGGAAACCAAGCUGAGGCUGAGGAACAGCACAGAUGAGACUGAAAAGCGGGCAAAUGUUGGCCGAGAACUUCUUGGUUCAUUGACACAAGACGAUACAAAGCACUGAGGCAGCUCUGCUGGGAGAAACCAACACGGAUCACUGAGUCCCUUUGCCUUACCAAACAGAUCGCAUACUAGUGUCUCCCCCACCUGCGAGGGGCUUACCU